Messenger RNA from Myotis daubentonii (Daubenton's bat), 4467 nucleotides. It is a transcript of the gene RTL9, whose product is annotated as retrotransposon Gag like 9. Lineage: Eukaryota; Metazoa; Chordata; Mammalia; Chiroptera; Vespertilionidae. The record is from RefSeq and is a predicted model, not a curated record.
UCUUGCUAGUUGAGCUUCAUCAGGACCCCUUUAGGGGUUUCCUCCACAUUCUCCUGUGGCCAAGGAGGAUAUGUCAACACCCUUACAUUCACGGCAAUUCAACAAUAUGCUGAGGGAGGAAAAUGAUCCUCCAAACAGGAGGACAAACUUCUCUGGACCAACGAUAGAAACCAGAGAAGAGGUCCAAAUUCUGCAAUCUCAUGUACAGUCUAUAGUCUCAACUUCAGCAUCAGACCCAGGAGGGAUGUCCACACAGCUAAUGACAUCCCCAGAAUUUGACACCAUGUCCACACCUCUAAUGGGAUUACAAAACUCUGGAGAAUUGUCUUCACCACUAAUGCCAAUCUCAGACUCUGGGGCACUGUCCCCAUUGCUAAUGCCAGCUUCAGAUUCAGAAACACUGUCCCCAUUGCUAAUGCCGAACUCAGACUCUGGGGCACUGUCCCCAUUGCUAAUGCCAACCUCAGAUUCUGGAACAUUGUCCCCACUGCUGUCCACUUCAGAUUAUGGUCUAAUGUCCCCAGGGCUGAUGACAAUUCCUGACUUUGGAACAAUGUCCACAACACUAAUGGAGGCACCAGAUUCUGCAGAGAUGUCACCAUUGGCAAUGCCAACUCCACCUUCUGGAGUGAUGCCUACAUCUAUAAUGAGCACUCCAUCCUCUGAAGAGAUGUCCACACCAUUGAUGCUAGCCCCAGAUCCUGGAGAGAUAUCCCCACUCCUAAUGCCAGAUAUAAACCCCGGAGUGAUAUCCACACAGCCAAUGUCAGCUCCAGGCUCUGAAGCAAUGUCACCACUGCAAAUUACAGAUGAAGACACUGAAGCAAUGUCCAAAGUAUUAAUGACUGCCCUGGCCUCUGGAGAGAUAUCUUCACUGAUAAUGUCAGGCACAGACUCUGAAGCUAUAUCUUCAUUGAUAAUGUCAGCCCUAGCUUCUGAAGCAACGUCAACCCAUCCAACAAGCACCCAAGACUCUGGAGAAAUGACUACCCAGAUAAUGACAGGUCCAGACUCUGGAGCAAUGUCUUCACUGCUAAUGUCAACUCCAGGCUCUGGAGCAAUGUCCACAACACUCCAGUCAGGUCCAGAUGCUGGAGAAAUGUCCACGUUGCCAAAGCCAGUCCCAGAUGCUGAAGCAAUGUCCCCAAUGCUAAUGAUGCCCAUAACGUCUAGAGUGAUGCCCACCCAGCUAAUGCCAGCCCAAAGCUCUGGAGUGAUGUCCUCCCAGUUAACACAAAAUAUAGACUCUCAGAUUAUGUCUACUCCACAGAUGAGAGCAACAGCACCUGGGGGGAUUUCCACACUGCCAGUGAGAACUUCAGACUCUGGAGCAAUGUCCACACCACAAAUGAGAGCCCAGGCCUCUGGAAAUAUGUCUACAUUGCGAAAGAUGGUCUCAGACUCUGGAGCAUUGUCCACCCCACUGAUGAUGGCCACAACCUCUGGAACAAUGUCCACAGAGCAAAUGUCAACCACAGCCUCUAGAGUGAUGCCCACACAUGUAACAGUGGCCAGAACUUCUGGAACAACAUCCACAGGCUUUAUGAAAACCACAAACAAUGGGGCAAUGUCUACACUGCAAAUGAGAGCCCCAGUUUCUGGAAUGAUGUCCUUGCCUCUAAGGAGAGCUCCAGAUUCUGGAGCAAUGUCCACACAGCCAAUUGCUGCCCCAGCCUCUGAAACUGUGUCCAUGCUACAACCGGCAGCCCCAACCUCUGGGCCAAUGUCCACACUGCAAAUGAGAACCCCUGUCCCUGGAGCAAUGUCCAUGUCACAAAGGAGAGUCAUAGCCUCAGGAGUGACAGCCAUGCCACAAAUGAGAGCCCCAGCUUCUGGAGCAAUGUCCACAGUGUUAACAAGAGACACCGCCUCAGGUGUGAUGCCCAUGUCACAAACGAGAGCUAUGGCCUUGGGAGAACUGUCCAAGCCCUUAAUGACAUCGAAAGCCUCAGAAGCAAUAUUCAUGCAGCAAGUGACUACCACAGCUUCUGGAGGGAUAUCCACACUACUAAUGAAUGACAAAGCUUCUGGAGCCAUGUCCUUGCCACAGAUGACAAACACUGCCUCUGCACCGCUAAUGAGAGCCCAUGCCUCUGGAGACAUGUCCACACCACAAAUGACAACUGUAGCCUCUGGAACUAUGUCUAUGCCUGUAAUGAGAGCCCCAGGCCCUGGAGCAAUGCCCACAGAACUAAUGAGAGCCAAAGCCUCUGGAAAGAUGCCCAGACAGCCAAUGAGCACCCAAGACUCCAGGUCACGCCUGAGAUCUAUGACCUCUGGAGGGGUGUCCCCACUGCAGAUGCAAGCCCCAGCCUCUGAAAUGAUGUCCACACCAAAACUGAGAGCCCCGGCCUCUGGGGAGAUGUCCCCACCACUAAUGAGACAGCCAGCUUCUGGAGAGAUAGUCACUCCUCUGAGACCCCCAGCUUAUGGAGAGAUGUCUACUCCACAAAUGACAGCCAUAGCCUCUGGAGGGUUGUCCAUACCACAAAUGAGGGCUUCGGCCUCUGGAACCAUGUCCACACGGCUCAUGAGAUCCACAGCCUCUGGAGUGAUGUCCACGCCUCAGAUGACAACCUCAGCCUCUGGAAAGGUGUCCAUUCCACUGAUGAGAGCCCCAACCUCUGGAACAAUGUCUACACCACAAAUGAUGACCACGGCUUCUGGAGAGAUGCGCACACAAUCAAAGCCAACUCCAGCCUCUGGAGUGACAUCCCCACCACUGUUAAGGGCUCCAGUCUCUGGAAUUAUGUCCACACCACUAAGGAGACCUUCAGCUUCUGAAGAUGUGUCCACAGAAUCAAUGCGAGUUCCAGCCUGUGGAAAGAUGUCCACUGCACAAACAACAGCAAUGGACUCUGGUGGGAAGCCCAAGCCAUUCGUAAGAACCACAGCCUCCGGAACAAUGCCUAUGCCAUUUAUGUCAGCCAUGGCUCCUGGAGAGAUGCCUAUGCCACUAAUGGAAAGCAUGGCCUCUGGAGCAAUGCCCACACUGCAAACAAGAGUCACAAGUUCUGCAUCUAUGUCUUUGCCACAAAAAACAUACUCAACUUUAGGAGGGAUACCUGCACCACCAAUGAGAGCCUCAGCUUCUGAAGCAAUGCCCACACCACUUAUGAGAGCCUCAGCUUCUGGAAUGAGGUCUAUGCCACUUCUGAGAGCCACAGCCUCUGGAGGGAUGACCAUGCCACAAAUGACAGCCACGGCCUCUGGAGGACUAUCCACACCACUAAUGAGGGCCUCAGUCCCAGGAGCCAUGUCCACUCCACAAAUGGCAGCCACAGGCUCUGGAAUGAUGCCCACUGUGGACAUAAAAGUCACAGACUCUGGAGAAACAUCUGCCUCUCACAAUAACACCACGACCUCUGGAUCAAAGCCCACAACACAUGCGACUGCCACAACCCCCGAAACAGUGAAGCCACCACCAAAGGAAGUUCCAUCCUUUGGCAUGCUAACCCCAGCACUCUGUUAUCUCUUAGAAGUGCAAGAAGCAGCCCGGCGUUCAAGCUCUGAGGAGGAGGAGGAGAUGGAGAUUGACGAGGAGAAGCAAAUGAAGGGAUUUUUGAAUGAUUCAGAGAAAAUGGCAUUUCUGGUGUCUCUUCAUCUGGGGGCAGCAGAAAGGUUGUCCAUCUUGCAGCUGGAGGUAGGAAACCCCAUCUCAAAUGAAAAUAAAUCUUUCCUGAAAAGAUCACAGGGCUUAUAUGAUUCCCUCUCUGAGGUAGACAUUCUCAGUGCUAUUCUUUGCCACCCCAAGCAGGGCCAGAAGUCAGUCAGGCAGUAUGCCACUGACUUCCUUUUGCUGGCCCAACAUUUGUCUUGGUCUGAUGCCAUUCUACAAACCAGGUUUCUGGAAGGACUCUCGGAAGCUGUUACCACCAAAAUGGGACGGAUCUUCCUGAAGGUGGCUGGCAGCUUAAAGGAGCUGAUAGACAGGUCUCUCUACAUUGAGCUCCAGCUGGCUGAAGAGAAGUAUUCCCGGGGCACCUCAAGCCAGGUUCUGCAGUCAACCUGUAAGCGGAAUAAUGAAGAGGCAAUGGAGAAUGAAAUGAACUCUCAUCAGCAGACUGAGGAGCACCAGCAUGUUCCCAAACGCUGUUACUACCUGAAAGAGCAUAGAGACCCCCAAGAGGGUCUACAGAACCACCUUCGACAGAGCGCAGGUCAUCAGAAGUCCUCCACCAACAAGUAAUGUUCCCUGGACUCUUCUGUGAUAUCUGACUCGGCUGCUAACUUGAGGACUGGUUCCUGAAAUCAUUCCAUUUAAUUACAUCAUAAACCUUGUGGCCUUCCCCCUUGAGCCUUCCCCUCUUUUACCCCAUAUGCCUGUGACUUGCCCCGACAAUCAAAGUGUGGACUUCAAAAGUGUUUGGUGUAUGAAGUUCUAAACUCCCAUCACCAUCAAGGCCAGUUUUAGUUCUUGGUCCAGGGAGACAUCUAGGCAGGAGAAACCAUAUCCUACCUCAAAAA